GCAACACGAGCUCCCUUAGGAGACUGCUUACAUCGUUGACACGAUCCAUAUCCGUUCGGUAGACAGCAUUCGUUCGGAUGGCCGGUUUCCGCCGACUCAAUAUAUUUGAUGAUCCAAUACCGAAUGUUGUGGAUGCUCCUCCUCCGCUGGGUUUUGCGUCGGAUGACCCGCCGCUGCUCAUAAAUCAGUCGUCCACACAGCCAUUAUUGCCUAGAGCUCACUCACUACUCGGCGGCAGCGUUGUUCAACACAACAUCCAGCACAGCAUAGACGACAACUCGGCAGUUCCUCUUACGCCACUUCCGAAUCUCGAGAUCCCCGCAAAUGUCUCGAGCUCGCCGGCCGGCUUGACUAACGGCAGCAGCUCCACGAAAUCCGGUAAGAAGAAUAUUGAUCAAGACCUCCCUGUGAGUUCCUCCCUUUCAGUUCCUCCGCCUCUGGCGAUUCCUGUCCCGUCUCCUCGGAGAGCCUCUGAGAAGCUCCUCAACCGGCCGAUGCCGAGCAAAAUCGAGCUUCCUCAGUCGCCUUUGUUCAAAAAUGUCAGUUUGGAGCAACUUCCUCGCUCACCUCUCGCCACGACCUUUUCCUCACCACCUCAGUCGCCGCUGUUCAAGGAUGCUCCAAUCGGUACUCAGCUGGUUCCUCUCAGCUUGCCGCCCAGACCUACUCUCGAAUUACAAUCGGGAACGCAUCGCGAAAUGGCCGUCGAUGUUCCGGACGCAUUCAUUCCAAUGGCUAAGCAAGCGCCACGGUACCCGCCCAUGAAACCCUCGAAUGAUACUCUCUCGCGGAAUACGGAGCUCCCGAAAGUGGACAAGACUCGCGUUUUACGGAAUGGAGGUUCCGGCCAGACGCCCCAGGAGCAGCAGAUGGAAAUGUUCCUCCGAUCUUCCAUCAGACAAUCGAAGAAACUUCGGGAAUUAGAGAAGAGCCCCGCUCCUGUACAAUCGAAAGGUGUCGUCAACAACGCUUUCGAGCCCGAACAAGUUCCCGCGGUUCUGACCCCGAUCGAGCCCCAACCGACAGUUGACGUCACGAAGCUCUACGAUGUCAGCGCUCUGCAGACCGCUCUGAGUCGAGUCAUAGAUUACGUCGGCAAUGACGGGGGGGCCAUCGACGACGGGCCGGACCUGGAUAAAGUCAUGCAACUUCUCGACGCCGAAGAAUUCCAGGGCUGCCUCGCAAUCACCAACAUAAUCAAACAGAUUCUCUGCUCUCAAGCGGCGCCUUCGGCUCCAGUCCGCUGUGAUGCCAAGGAGCUGUGCGCAGACAUCUCCCAGAAUCAAAUCAUCCAAGAUUCGGCUGUCGGUCAGGAAUUAUUGACGAUUCUGAACGACGCGAACAUUAGUCAGCUUCUAGAGUGCCAUGAUCGGAUAUCGAAGGUUUUCGGAGCUCCCAAGGGUGAUCCCGCCAACUCGGUUUCGCCGAAUGAAACGCAAACGGUAAUGCCGGCGGGCCAGAACAACUCGACGCCAAACCGCCGCGUGAUCAAUCCACCACCGGAGCUAGGGAGUUUCUUGGACGAAGGCGAAAACGCAAGGAUCAUUCAAAUUGACAAAACUUCAGAUCCACUCGGAGCCACGGUCCGUAAUGAGGGCGAAUCUAUCAUCGUUGGACGGGUGGUCAAAGGUGGAGCGGCCGAAAAAUCGGGACUGCUACACGAAGGCGACGAAAUCGUCGCUGUCAACGGAGUCGAGAUGAGAGGCAAAACCGUCGCUCAGGUCAGCGACGAGCUGGCGAACAUGCACGGCAAGCUCACCUUCCUCAUCAUACCGAACGAUCGAUAUUCUCCGCCCGAAGUUCAACCCCAAACGCCCGUGAUGCACAUCAAGGCCCACUUCGACUACGACCCCGAAGACGACAUGUAUAUCCCAUGUCGCGAGCUCGGGAUCGGUUUCCAGAAAGGCGAUAUUCUCCACGUAAUCAGUACGAACGAUCCCAAUUGGUGGCAGGCGUACAAGGACGGUGAAGAUGAGACGACGCUAGCGGGUCUGAUCCCCUCGAAAAGCUUCCAACUGCGGCGAGAAGCCAUCCGACAGCAGCUCAUGAACCAAGCAGGCGAAGAACGAGGCGGGAGUCAGCGUGGAAAGCGUCUUCUAUGCGCUCCUACCGUCGCCAAGAAAUCCCACAGUAUGAAAUCUUCGAGGAAAAACUCAAAAGGGAAGAUGUACAAUUCCGCCACGCAAGUUGGUCAAGACGAGGAGCCGCUACUCUAUGAAGAAGUGGGUCUGUACUACCCCAGAGCGAACAAAAAGCGACCUGUCGUGCUCAUCGGCCCGAGCAACAUCGGCAAACACGAGCUCCGUGAACGUCUCAUGGAAGAUACGGCGAGAUUCGCUGCCGCUAUACCUCAUACUUCAAGACCUCGAAAGGACAGCGAAGCUGAUGGAGCCGAUUAUCACUUCAUCAGUCGAGCGCAAUUCGAGAAUGACAUCCUGAACGGGCGCUUCGUCGAGCAUGGCGAGUACGAGAAGAACUAUUACGGAACCAGUUUGCAAGCCAUAAGGGCCAUCGUGCAUUCUGGUCAAAUCUGUGUUCUCAACCUUCAUCCCGAAUCCCUAAAGAUUCUGAAGAGAUCGGACCUUAAGCCAUACAUCAUUUUCAUCGCGCCCCCGUCACUAGAGAAGCUGCGGCAAAACAGAGUCAAAGUCGGAGCGAGCGUGAAAACCGAGGAGCUUAAAGAGAUCAUUGAGAAAGCGAGAGACAUAGAGGAAAACUACGGUGCCUACUUCGAUAGCGUCAUCAUAAAUCACGACCAAGAACGAGCCUACCGAGAACUACUGAAGGAAAUCGCUUUCAUCGAGAGAGAGCCUCAAUGGGUUCCUAAGCAGUGGUUGGACUACGAAUAAGGAUUCCUCAAAACAGUUGCUUUUGACGAUUGUUGUGAUUCAAUUAUUCGCUAGAUAAGUGCCAUCUUUUUUCCCUUCGCAACGCCAAGGUAAAUACGACCGUAUUCAAGUCAGCGGAACCCUCAAUGCUAUUUCGUCCUCUCGAGGAUCCUGUACAAUGUCUAAUUUGUGCCUUUACGACAAUGUCAAAACUCUGCAAUAGACUCUGCUGGCUCGCAAGGAGUCGAGCGACCGGUGGUUCGGAUGUAUUACCCUUGCAAAUAUUUUAUUACGCAGCGUACGAAAUAAAGCGAGCUCUUCCAU
Messenger RNA from Galendromus occidentalis (western predatory mite), 3152 nucleotides. RefSeq names its product MAGUK p55 subfamily member 5. The transcript is spliced from 9 exons. The record is from RefSeq and is a predicted model, not a curated record. Bases 78 to 2849 code for a protein of 923 amino acids. Gene Ontology annotation, molecular function: protein binding. NCBI's taxonomy places the organism in Eukaryota, Metazoa, Arthropoda, Arachnida, Mesostigmata, Phytoseiidae.